GCCCCGGGCCCGGACCGCGCUGCAGAACCGAAAGCGGCGGCCGGGAAAGGGAAAGUGAAAGCCGGGCGGCGCUUUCGCUUUCGCCGCCGCAGCGCGUUCCGGGGCCGCGGGGCCGGGCCGGGCCGGGCCGGGGCGCCGCGGGCGGCGGGCGCCGCGCCGAUGGCGGAGCCGGGCGCGCACAUGCGGCUCAAGGAGUGGCUCGUCGCGCAGAUCGACAGCGGCCGCUACCCGGGGCUGCGCUGGGAGAACCGCGAGAAGACGCUCUUCCGCAUCCCCUGGAAGCACGCUGCCAAGCAGGACUACCGCCAGCAGCAGGACGCCGCGCUCUUCAGGGCCUGGGCCGUCUACAAGGGCAAGUACCACGAGGGCACCGACAAGGCCGACCCGUCCACCUGGAAGACGCGGCUGCGCUGCGCCCUCAACAAGAGCACCGACUUCCAGGAGGUGCCCGAGCGCAGCCAGCUCGACAUCUCCGAGCCGUACAAGGUCUACCAGAUCGUCUCCGACGGCCCCCGCAACGCAGACAAGGACGGCAGCGCGGAGUCGGCAGCCUGCAAGGAGCCGCGGGGCAGCGCCGCGGGGAGCCUGGAGGAGGAGAGCCGGAGGGGCGCGAUGGAGACGGCGCUGCUGCCGCCCCCGGCCCCUGCCCACCCUGCCGACCGCGGAUACCACGUGCGGGGCGUUUUCUGCGGCUGGAACCCGGCCCCCGGCCCCCUGCUCCCGGCACCCCCGGCCUACGUCCCCGCCGAGGACAUCAACCACUCAGACUGCUGGCUCCACGUGCGCCUCUACUACUGCGACGUGCUGGUGAAGGAGCUGACGACGCGCACGGCCGAGGGCUGCCGCAUCGCCUCCCGCGCGGUGCCGGCCGACAGCGCCCGCCUCUACGGCCCCGCGUGCAUGGAGCAGAUCCAGUUCCCGGCGCCGCGGGCGCUGGGCGGCGGCGGCCGGCUGGCCGGCAUGGCCGACGUGCUGGAGCGGCUGCUGCCGCACCUGGAGCGCGGGGUGCUGCUCUGGGUCGCGCCCGAGGGCGUCUUCAUGAAGCGCCAGUGCCAGGGCCGCGUGUACUGGAACGGGCCGCUGGCGCCGCACCGGGCCUGGCCCAACAAGCUGGAGCGGGAGAAGACCUACAAGCUGCUGGACACGCAGCAGUUCCUGCAGCAGCUGCGGGGCUACCUGAGCCACGGGCAGCCCGCGCCGCAGUACCAGAUCAACCUGUGCUUCGGCGAGGAGUACCCCACCAGCGCCGGGCACCACUUCCAGAAGCUCAUCAUGGCCCACGUGGAGCCGGUGUUCGCGCGGGAGCUCUUCCACCACGCGCAGCGCCUGGGGCCGCAGCUGCUGCGUGAGGCCUCGCAGCCCUGCGCUCCCGGCACCUCCAACCACAUCGUCCAGGUGCUGAAGCAGCUCUGCCAGCCCUGAGCCCCAGAGCGGGCAGGAGAGGGAGCCGUGGCGGGACGCCGGCCCCCGGGAGCACCCCGGCCCCGCUGCGGCUUUCCCAGCACGGGGGCAGGACGCGGCGCAGACCCCGCGGCAGGGGCACGCUGCCAGGCCGUGCAUCCCGAGGGGCCGGGCCCUGCUCUGCCGUAUUUAUUCCCGGGAAGCUGUCGGAGAUGCCGCCCGGGCUGCGCUUUGCCGCGGGCUCUGCUGCUCCGUGCGCCGGGGCAGCUCCGCCGGGGCGCCGCGGGGACUCGCCGCUGGGGCACGUUAGAAAUAAAGGUGUUUUGGUA
This is a messenger RNA of Dromaius novaehollandiae (emu), 1730 nucleotides long. Its product is annotated as interferon regulatory factor 4-like. The transcript is spliced from 8 exons. NCBI's taxonomy places the organism in Eukaryota, Metazoa, Chordata, Aves, Casuariiformes, Dromaiidae. Gene Ontology annotation, biological process: immune system process; regulation of transcription by RNA polymerase II. Gene Ontology annotation, cellular component: nucleus. Gene Ontology annotation, molecular function: protein binding; RNA polymerase II cis-regulatory region sequence-specific DNA binding; DNA-binding transcription factor activity, RNA polymerase II-specific. The record is from RefSeq and is a predicted model, not a curated record. The coding region runs from base 160 to 1422 and encodes 420 amino acids.